AUGCAUAAACAUAAUAUGCAUAGUGUAUCUGCUCAUAGAAGAAUAAUUUCAUCUUCCAUAAAACCUUCAGUAAGCAGAAUAACUAGUGCUUAAUCCAAAUCUAAAUCAAGUUAGAAAAUUCUGAAUUAAAGUCCUUUAGGAUUUUUCUUAGAAUCAAUUGUACCUAUUGAUCAAGAGAAAUCAAAAGUUCCUUUAAAAAUAAUUGAAAAAUAUUUUGAUGAAGGUUAUUUAUUUAAUAAUCAUUAAUCAGUUAUUUCUACUUUAAAAAAUGUUUCUGGGGAAGUUAAAAAAUAUUUAGAAUACAAUUUUGUCGAAGUUUAAGAACUUCAAAAAUCUUUUUCAUAAUAUUAAGAUAAAGAUCCAAAAUUAUUGUUUCGUAUGUAUGAGACUCUAAUAAAUUUAGAUAAAACUAUUAUUUAAGAUCUUUUUGAUAAUAAAGAAUAAUAAAAUAAUUUAGAUGUUAAAUAACAUCCAAAAAAUCAUUUUAGAUUUGAUGUAUUAAUAAAAUGCAUAGAAAUACUAAAUGAAUUAGUGAAUAAUAUAUUAAAAAUAAUAGAUGAUUAAGCAAUAGCUAUAUUUUUUGAAUAAAUUUGGAAAGCAUUAGUGAUUAUAUUAGAUUUGAACACUUAAUGGUAAUAAGAUCGUUUUCAAUCAUUAGUUGAUAUUUAAAUAGAAGGUUAUAAAGAAAGAUUAGAAUAAAUGAGGAAUGAACAUAAAUAAUAAGAAGAAAAGUAUUAAAUGUAGUUAAGAGCAUAUUAAUUAAAGCUUGUAAUUGAAUAAAAGAAGAAUGUUUCAUUAAGAGAAGAAAAUAAUAAUAUUUGUUAGCAAUAUAAUCAUUUAGAAGAUUAAAUGAAUGAACUUAGCAAUAUUGAAAAUGCUAAAGGAGAUCUAUAAAAUAUUAAUCAAAAAUUACAUGAAAUGGAUUUAAAUUUUAUGAGAUUCAAUAAAGAAAUAUCUGAGUCUCACUAGUAGGCUUCAAAUUCUAUUAAGUAAUUAGCUAAGUUAUUAACUGUCAAACCAAUAUAACCAAAAUCAUUUAUACAAUAAAAAUAUGAAUAGUUAAACUUAUAUUAUAAAGAAUAAAAACCUUUUAUUGUAUUAAUGAUUAAUCCGUUAAUUGCCUAAAUUGAUAUAGAGUUUUAUCAUGUUGAUCAAAUCAAUAAAAAACAAUUAGCAUCUGAUUUCAUUUAAUUUGUAUUUUAAAAUCUUACAUCUUAUCCUUCCUAAUCAGCAGUUGAACUAUAUGCAAUUUGGAUCCAUUUAGAUGAAUAAUAGUUUGUUAGUACUCGUAUAGAAUUAUUGAAUAAAUUGAAUCAAAAUAAUAACAAAGAUUUUUAUAUCAGUGUAUGUUAAUAAUUCUUAGGAAUUAAUAUUAAAUCUUCUUCAUCUCAUAAAGUCAUUGAAGAAACAUUAAAAUAUAUUAAAAUUAUUGAACUUGCCUUGUUACAAUAAACAACAUCAAAUUAAAAUUUACCAAGAAAUAGCUUAUUUUUAAGGUAAAAUAAUACAAUUGAUUUUGAAUUAGAAAUUAAUUUAGCAAAGUAAUGUAAUUAUGUUCUAUAACUUUAGUUAUUCAACCAUUCUACCUUAAUAACUUUAUGAAUAUAUAGAACAAUCAUUUCAAACUAAUAUGAAAUUAAUUGAAUUUACCUAUUAUACUAUUGCAUUUCUCUAAUAAUAAGAAAUAUUAAAAUGGAAUUCUUUAGUUAAGUUUUAUUUGAAAAAUAUAAAUAAAUUUAGUUAUCGCUUAGAUUCGAUUGAACAGUUCUAUAAUAUAGAUACAUUAUUAGUAUUUAAUUUUAUUCAUCAUUAGAUUUGGUAAUACGUUAUUAUUCAUUAAAGAUUAAUGAUUAAUAAAAAACAAGAUGAAAUAGUAUCAAAUGAAGAAUUUAUUUAAUAACUAUAUUAACUUUGGCUUUAACAUCCAAGAUGUUUAAUAAAACCAACAAAUGAAUUAUAAUUGACUUAAUCAAAUUCCCCAACUUCUAAAAAAGUAUAAAUUCAAGCAUCUUAAUAAAAAUUAAGCCCUUAAUUAAGAAAACAAGGAACUAUGCAAUCUGAAACUUCUCGUAAGAAAUGA
Molecule: messenger RNA, 2080 nt
Organism: Paramecium sonneborni
Lineage: Eukaryota; Ciliophora; Oligohymenophorea; Peniculida; Parameciidae
Source: the annotation of a GenBank genome assembly